Messenger RNA from Hordeum vulgare subsp. vulgare (domesticated barley), 1247 nucleotides. RefSeq names its product extradiol ring-cleavage dioxygenase-like. NCBI's taxonomy places the organism in Eukaryota, Viridiplantae, Streptophyta, Magnoliopsida, Poales, Poaceae. The transcript has 3 exons. Gene Ontology annotation, molecular function: oxidoreductase activity, acting on single donors with incorporation of molecular oxygen; ferrous iron binding; zinc ion binding. The record is from RefSeq and is a predicted model, not a curated record. Bases 94 to 948 code for a protein of 284 amino acids.
UGUCAAGGGAGAGGUAUUGAGAAAGUCAUCGAGUCAGAAGAACUCCAUCAACCACCACGCUCGCAGCGCGCAUAAGUAGAGGGGCUGCCAGUGAUGGAUGGGGCAGAGGCAGGGCUAAGCCAAACCCAGACACCACCGUUGGAGGUUGCCAUGGACACCUUCUUCCUGUCGCACGGCGCGCCCACUCUCUGCAUCGACGAGACGAUCCCGGCGCGGAGCUUCUUCCAGUCCUGGCUGCCGGCGGCGAUCGCGGGCUCGCAAGCGCCGCGCGCCAUCCUGGUGGUGUCGGCUCACUGGGAGACGGACGCUCCGGCGGUCAGCGUCGUCCGCGGCACCAACGACACCAUCCACGACUUCCAUGGCUUCCCAGAACAGAUGUUCAAGCUGACGUACCCUGCGCCCGGCGCGCCUGACUUGGCCGAGAGGACCAAGAAGCUCCUGGAGGACGCCGGGUUCGGGCCGGUGAGCGAGGAGCAUGGCCGCGGGCUCGACCACGGCGCGUGGGUGCCGCUGAUGCUCAUGUACCCCGACGCCGACAUCCCGGUGUGCCAGCUUUCCGUGCAGACGGACAGGGACGGCACGUACCACUACGACCUCGGCAGGGCGCUGGCGCCGCUCCGGAACGAAGGUGUUCUCAUCAUCGGCUCCGGCACCGCCACGCACAACCUCGCCAAGAUGGGGCCUCACGACGCGCCGCCGCCGCAGUGGGCCUCCGACUUCGACACCUGGCUCAAGGAUUCGCUCCUAGACGGGAGGUACGAAGACGUGAAGCGAUACAAGGAGAUGGCGCCCCAAGCUGAGGUGGCGCACCCUUCGCCGCAUCAUUUCUACCCGUUGCAUGUCGCGCUUGGCGCCGUGGGGGAUGAGUCCGCGGCGGAGCUGAUCCACCAUAGCUGGACCAACACCAGCAUCUCCUACUCUUCAUACCGUUUCACAACGAAGAUAUAACGGCUUGGGUUACUUGGUUUGUACUCCAUCCGUUCCUAAAUAUAAGUCUUUCUAGAGAUUUCACUAGAUGACUACAUACGAAGCAAAAUGGAUGAAUCUACACUCUAAAAUAUGUCUAUAUAUUUCCGUACGUAGUCUUCUAAUGUAAUAUCUAAAAAGACUUAUGUUUAAGAACGGAGGGAGUAAUAAAUUGGUUGAGGCCAUGACGAACUGAACUUUUUUUUUGUCUGUGUGUGACUGUAUUAUCUUCUACAAUAAGAAAACUGAUUGAUUAUCUCUAUUUAAAAAUGUCUAUCUUC